Cheilinus undulatus (humphead wrasse) is the source of this 1012-nucleotide messenger RNA. Its product is annotated as glycine cleavage system H protein, mitochondrial-like. NCBI's taxonomy places the organism in Eukaryota, Metazoa, Chordata, Actinopteri, Labriformes, Labridae. The transcript is spliced from 5 exons. The coding region runs from base 25 to 552 and encodes 175 amino acids. Gene Ontology annotation, biological process: glycine decarboxylation via glycine cleavage system; protein lipoylation. The record is from RefSeq and is a predicted model, not a curated record. Gene Ontology annotation, cellular component: glycine cleavage complex; mitochondrion; cytoplasm.
UGCUCUCAUCAGUAAGCGACAAAGAUGGCCGCCUGUAGGCUACUCCGCUCCGUGUCUUCCAACUUCAUUGCAGUUUUGCCUUCUCUCACACGGUCGGCACAGCUUUCCUCAUUGCGCCUGGGUCCUACACCUUGUUUCAGACGAACGCUGGUCUCAUCUAGUAGAUUAACAGCAGCACUAAAAUUCACAGACAAGCACGAAUGGAUCCGAGUAGAAGAGGACGGGAUUGGGACUGUCGGCAUCAGCAACUUUGCCCAGGAGGCUCUUGGUGAUGUAGUGUACUGUGGACUACCAGAGGUGGGAACACAGCUGGCUCAGCAAGAUGAAUUUGGAGCCCUGGAAAGUGUCAAAGCAGCCAGUGAGCUUUAUUCUCCUUUGACAGGGGAAGUUGUAGAGGUCAAUUCACUACUGGCAGACAAACCCGGUUUGGUCAACAAGUCCUGCUACAAAGAUGGUUGGCUUAUGAAGAUGACCAUCACCAAACCUGAAGAGCUUGAUGCAUUGAUGGAUGAAGCAGCCUAUGAGAGAUACAUUCGUUCUAUUGAGGACUAACCCGACACCCCCUUUCUUAUAAAUGAUUUGCUCUCCUUUACAGACACAACUGACAGGGAAACCCACAAGUUGUGCCCGUUUCCUUCAUUAUUCUUGGUUAGCGUCCACUGGCGGAGUUCAGCAGCCUCAGCUGACCUGCCAGUGUUGUGAAGCUGUGAACAUAAGUAUUCCUUUAUUUACUGUUAAGGACUGACUUUAGAGGACUGUCAGUCUGGACUGGGGUCACAUUAAAUUUUGAGUUGUUGCAGAGUCAUCCCCUAAACAGAAGAGACUCAGUCAGUAGUUUAUGAGCAUUUCAGUCGAAAGAAAACUUGAAUACACUGUGGAACAUAGAUAGACUUUACAUUUGCGAAGCACUUUUUCUUUUUAGUACUGAUUAUAAUGUUGGCCUACUUUGCAUGUAUGGCAAUUACAAUGUAGACAAGAGACCUGUAAAUUAAUAAAUGAAAAGUUCCUUAAA